ACAAACACAUUAGAUAGUCCACUAACCAAGAAAGUAGAAAAUACAUUAACUAAUUCAUGACAGCCACUACUUGAUUAAAAUACUCUAGAAUAAGGAGAAAUGGAAAUAUAGUGAAAUGGCAGCCUGUUUCCUGGUACCACAUGCUGUGAAAGAAACAAAUCUCCUACGAUCUUACUCCAAAAGUCAAAACCCAGAGACCAUCCGUUUGUAACCUUAUUGUUACUUCUUUGCAGCAUAUAAAAAACAUGGAAUCUUGACAAUCUAGUUUAUCUAACCACCCAAUCAUUUAGACUACCUGGUAGGCUGAUACUACCUACAGAAAACACUGCAGCUCCUCCCGAAUUUUGGUGCAGGAAAGAUGUUCAAGCGAAGCGAGAAAAAGAUCAAAGCAGUCUUCAAGAUGCAGUUUCAGGCAACACAGGUACCGCAGCUCAAAUCAAAAAGCCUCAUGAUUUCUCUGGUUCCAGUAGAUGUAGGAAAGCCUACAGUCAGAUUAUCAAAAUCACCAAUUGUUGAAGGAACCUGCACCUGGGAAAAUCCUGUAUACGAAACUGUAAAGCUAAUCAAGGAGAUCAAAUCAGGAAGAAUCAGAGAAAAGUUCUACUAUGUGAUUGUAUCAACAGGGUCCUCAAAAUCGGGGUUUCUUGGAGAAGUCUCAAUUGAUUUUGCAGAUCUAGCAGAUGCUACCAAACCAGUGAACUUAACUCUCCCUCUACAGACUUCAAAAUCUGGUGCAGUGUUGCACGUCACAGUUCAGAACAUGAAAGGAUGUUCUGAUUCAAGAUAUGACGAAGAUAGCGAAACCCCAGUAGAGGAAUCAGAUACCCCAAAAUCUCCGGAAAGUGAUGAUUUGAGUGAAGCAACAUCAGUGCAUGAUGAACAUUAUGGAAGAUUUGGAGAUGCGGAAUCAGAUAAUAAUGAUGCCCAAUCAAGAGAUGGAGUGAAAGGAACUUCAAGGGAAAAUCACAUGAAAGUGUUGGAGAGGAAGGCAGAACUUUCAGAUUUAGAAGUGCAAUCCCUUCGCAAGCAAAUAAUGAAGGAAACCAAGAGAGGGCAGCAAUUAUCAGAGCAAAUUGAUUACCUAAAGGAGGAGAGAGACACUCUUAAAGCAGAAUGUGAGCGACUCAAGGUCUCAGUGUGUGAGGAUGGAUUUUCAAGUCAUACGCCAAAAGAGACUGAAAAUAUGAAUGCUUCGCUUGAAAAGAUCAAGCAAGAACUUCAGCGUGAGAAGCAACUAAAUAAAAAGUUGAAAUUGCAUCUACAGAAGACAGAAGAUUCAAAUUCUGAAUUUGUUCUCGCCAUGAGAGAUCUUACCAAAAAAUUGGAACAAAAAAAUGCAGAAAUAUCUCGACUUUCAAGCAAAAUUAAGGCCCUCCACUAUGGUGCAGAGGGUAUUGCAGCAUCACCUAAAAUGAAGAUGGGUCAUAAUGAAGAAACUGAUGAACUAGAAGACCUGGAGAGGAAGCAUGGACAUGUUGAAGAGAUAGAAAUUUUAAAGCAGGAAACUAGGUCUCUCCAUUCCGAAAUUGAAGCUCUCAAGAAAGAGAAUACAGAGAUAAAAGUGCAACUUGAGAGGCUUACUGAGGAUUACGACAGUUUAGAGGCAGAAAACAAGGAUAUAAGCUCCAAAUUCGAGCAAACCGAAACAGAAAAGAUGGAACUAGAGCAAAGUUAUGCUGAAUGCUUGGCUGCAGAGAAGAAACUCAAACUCCAGAUAGCAAGCUUGGAGAUGGAAAGCAAAAGGCAGGCACGUCAAUACUCAGAGUCCCUGAAUAUCAUUGAUGAGGUUGAGUUCCAGGUUGAGAACCUGCAGAAGGAACUGGAAAUGCAGGCACAAAUAUUUCAGGAAGAUUUGGAAGCAGUAACUGAGUUGAAAGUUGAGCAGGAGCAGAGGGCCAUACAAGCUGAAGAUGCCUUGAGGAAAAUGAGGUUGACCAAUGCAGAUGCGACUGAGCGACUUCAGGAGGACUUCAAACAGAUUUCUUCUGAGAUGUCACUUAAAAUAGAGGAGAAUGAGAAACUAGCCCAUAAAGCAGUUGUUGAAGCUAAUGAUCUGCGCCAGAAAAAUGAAGCUUUAGAAGGAUUGCUCCAGAAAGCCAGAGAAGAACUUCAAAUGAUUAGAGACAAACAUGAAAGAACAAUAAGAGAGCACUCAGAAGAAAAUGAAACAAUUUCUGGAGGUAAACCAUAUCAGAAAACAACUACAAAAGAAACAGAAACACUCCAAAGAUGGAAAUCAGAAAAGGAAAAUCUGGAGAGACAACUAGAUGCAGUGAGGAAGGAAGCAGAAAAAUUCAUGCAUGAAAAUGUCUCCAUGAAGUCUCAGUUACAGCAGAAGAAAACCAAAGAAGAUAACUUGCUAUUACAAGUGAAGAAGCUGAGAACAACGAAUAACGAAGCCAAAAGUCAUCUGCUUGAACUAGAACAGGAGAAAGAAGGCCUGAAGAAAGAGAUGUCGAAAUUACAAGGAAACUUACGGAAAAAGGAAAAGGAAUUGGAAAAGGCUACACUUGAAAAUUGCAUAAAGUCUCCAGCGAAGGAACAGAAUCUUAAAUGUAAUACCACAGAAAUCAGGAAAGAUCAGGAAACUAUUCCAUCGCGAACUAGUGGCCAAUCCAAUGGUGGAUGUGAUGUUUCCAGCUUGUUAGGUGAAGUAGCAUCAUUGAAAGAUAGAAAUGAAAGCAUGGAGGAAGAGUUGAAGGAAAUGCAUGACAGAUAUUCAGAAAUAAGUCUCAGAUUUGCAGAGGUAGAAGGUGAACGACAACAACUUGUUAUGGCCCUCCGUAAUAUGAAAAAUGGAAAGAAAAACUAGUUUACUGGAAUAAUGGUGAAACCCAACUAGAGGUCAUUUAGGCAUAUGAUAUGUACAUCAACAAUUUCCCACAUCAUAUAGCCCAAUUUGUUGCUUGUUUCGUAUCCUUCAGAGUCAAUAGUAAUAAAAGCCAGUUCUUCGGUCUUUUUCUUUUUUCA
Salvia hispanica is the source of this 2970-nucleotide messenger RNA. Its product is annotated as Myosin heavy chain-related protein. Lineage: Eukaryota; Viridiplantae; Streptophyta; Magnoliopsida; Lamiales; Lamiaceae. The record is from RefSeq and is a predicted model, not a curated record.